Messenger RNA from Mangifera indica (mango), 1034 nucleotides. Its product is annotated as cell division control protein 2 homolog 2-like. Gene Ontology annotation, biological process: protein phosphorylation; regulation of G2/M transition of mitotic cell cycle; signal transduction. The record is from RefSeq and is a predicted model, not a curated record. Lineage: Eukaryota; Viridiplantae; Streptophyta; Magnoliopsida; Sapindales; Anacardiaceae. Gene Ontology annotation, molecular function: cyclin-dependent protein serine/threonine kinase activity; cyclin binding; ATP binding. The transcript is spliced from 6 exons. The coding region runs from base 332 to 649 and encodes 105 amino acids. Gene Ontology annotation, cellular component: nucleus; cytoplasm; cyclin-dependent protein kinase holoenzyme complex.
UUCAUGUACUAGUUCUAUUUUUAUGUUGGCUAGUGAAUGGUGAUUGAUAUUUCAGAGAUGUAGGAGUUUGUAUUUGCAUGUAUGAUGAUACCAAUCCAGUCAGUUGAGAUGGUUGGAAUUACAAGCUGCACUCAUGGAUGAGGGGUGCAGGUCCAACUGUGGUGACAAAAUUACUGUUCUGCAGUCAGCUAAAACCCUUGCUGUAGCCUCGGCCAUCUGCAGGACUGUUACUCUCAGCCAUGACUGCAAUUGUUAUAACUUUAGCCACCACCCACCCAACACAUCUCAAUAAACUAGCACCAGGUGGAGAGGCUAUGGCUCUCCAAUCCUAAUGCAGGUUGUGACACUGUGGUACAGAGCACCUGAAAUACUGCUAGGAUCUCGUCAUUACUCUACUCCAAUUGAUGUGGGGUCGGUGGGAUGUAUAUUUGCUGAGAUGGUGAACCAACGGCCGUUAUUUCCUGGAGAUUCUGAGAUUGAUGAAUUAUUCAAGAUCUUCAGGGUCUUCGGAACCCCAAAAGAGGAUAUAUGGCCUGGAGUGACUUCGUUACCUGAUUUUAAAUCUGCCUUUCCUAAAUGGACUGCCAAGGAUUUGGCAAGUGUAGUUCCAAACCUUGAGCCAGCUGGUGUUGAUCUUCUUUCUUGCUAAACCAUCUCUACAGUCUGGUGGGGUUGCAAAACAGGCUCUUUACUCUAUAGCCCAGUGUGUAGCUGUACUCUGCCUGGCUGCUGGUGAUCACAAAUGCUCAACAACAGUGCAAAUCUUAAUGAUCUACUGCAAAAUAAUAUUGAUCUUAAUGUUGAGAAACAUGUCAUGGACAUUUUCCUUUUUUAUUAAAUGUUUACCUGCUGCUUUCUGCUGUUGCUACCAUUUUUGCUACUGCUUUCUGCUGUUGCUACCAUUUUUGCUACUGUUGGAGGUAUAAAGUGUCUGUUAAGAAUAUUAUCUUCUUUCUUCUAGACACCUGAGUGUUGCGAAUUAUGUUUAGACAAAUUUGGUAACUUGAAUUAAAUAAUUGUCUCUCUUCGCUUAA